Messenger RNA from Teleopsis dalmanni, 2802 nucleotides. RefSeq names its product transposable element Hobo transposase. The record is from RefSeq and is a predicted model, not a curated record. Gene Ontology annotation, molecular function: RNA binding; DNA binding; protein dimerization activity. The coding region runs from base 74 to 2770 and encodes 898 amino acids. The transcript has 3 exons. NCBI's taxonomy places the organism in Eukaryota, Metazoa, Arthropoda, Insecta, Diptera, Diopsidae. Gene Ontology annotation, biological process: spliceosomal complex disassembly. Gene Ontology annotation, cellular component: spliceosomal complex.
ACAAAAUUUUGUAUAGUUUACCAUCUUAUGAAUAAUUACUUAGAAAUAUUAACUUUCAUUCAAAUUUAUAAUAAUGUCAACACAAAAUUUGUCAGAUGCUGAUUUAUACGGUUUAUUGGAAAUUAACAGCGAUGCUAACGAAGCAGAUAUAAGAAGAGCGUACCGUAAAAAAGCUUUAAAGUGCCAUCCUGACAAGAAUCCUGAUAAUCCAGAGGCAUCAAAAUUAUUCCAUGAGCUGUCUAAGGCGUUAAAGAUUUUAACUGACGGUGCAGCCCGCACGGCUUAUGAUAAACUAUUAAAUGCUAAAAAGGCAGCAGAACUACGCAAUCAAUUAUUAGACAGUAAACGUAAAAAAUUUAAAGAUGACUUAGAGCAAAGAGAACAGGAUUUCAACAAAAAGUCGUCUGGGUUGGAAAAAUUCACAGAUAGUUUUGAAAAAGAGUGUAUUCGCCUACGGCAGGAAGCUUCUAAAAUUUUAGAGGAAGAACAAAAGCUUUUAAAUGACAAAUUAAAGCAAUCUGCAAAAGGUUAUAAUAAUGAAGAAGUGUGUGACUCAACUCAAUGUCGCCUAAAAAUUAAAUGGAAAUCAGGAAAAAAAGAUGCUUCUAAUGGCGGUUAUAAUAAUGAUGUAUUGACUAGAUUUUUAAAAAAAUAUGGUGACAUAAUCGCUAUUGUUAUGUCGAAAAAAAAUGGAAGUGCAAUGGUGGAGUUUAACACAUUGGAAGCAGCACAAAUGGCUUUAUCUUAUGAAAAGGGAUUAUUGGAAAACCCUUUAAAAUUAGAAUGGAUAUCACCGCCUUCAGCAUUAAAAACAAAUUCAUGUACUGAAUCCAUUUACGAUAAUGAAGACUUGGUAUUACGAAAAUUACGACAGGCAGAAGAAAGGAAAUUUCUUAUACAGCAGAUGCAAAAGGAAGACAGUACGAACGAGUGUGCAUCAGAUACUCCAUCAAAUGAUGUUUUGUUAUCUUCUACAACGCUCACCUAUGCUGAUAUCAAAUCGAAGCUCUUUGCAGGACAUUAUACCUUACAAUUCAGUAAAAGAGGGACCAGUAUGGUAUGGAAAAUGUUCGGUACAAUAAAAGAUGAAAAUGGUGCCGAAAUUCCUGACCUCGUAGCAUGCAAAAUAUGUUACAGCGUUAUGAGAAAUCAAGCGAAAUAUACAUCGAAUUUAACAAAGCAUAAGUGCUACAGAACUAGUAAAGAAUAUUUGGAUAAGGCGAAGUGUGAUGUUGAUUAUGACACGAAAAAAAAAGCAUCUCGUAUUGUUACAGCAUGGGCUGUACAUAAUUGUCGAUCAUUCAAAAUAAUUGAGGAUAAUGGUCUUAAAAAAUUUACUAAGUUUAUGAUAUCAAUUGGUGCACGUUACGGAGAUAAUAUAGACCUCGAUAAAUUGCUGCCAUCUCCCGUCAUGAUUUUUAAAAAUAUAAAUAAUCUGUAUAAUAACUGUUCGGAAAACAUUAAAACUGAGCUCCAUGAAAUAAAUGAUUCGGGAUAUGCAUUAACAUCAGACAUUUGCACCGACAAUCAUUUAAAGGUGACAUAUGUAUCCAUCACAAUGCACUACAUUAAAGAAAGCACUUUAUUUAAAAGAUUCAUUGGAUUGAAAUCUACAGAACUCGAACACUGCACAAAUGAACGAAUACGAGAAAAAAUUCAGGAAGCUUUGAUGGAGUUAAAUUGCGACCUCAACAAUGCUAUUAGUGUAACAAAUAGGAAAUCAAAUAUGAUGGGCGUAUUCAGCACAUAUGAUCAUAUUUCAUGCAUUAACCACUUACUGCACGACGUUAUAGAGAAAUCGAUUCAAGAAGUACCGGAAUUAAAAGAAAUGUGUGAUAAAUGUGCAGAGUUUGUUAAAUAUAUCAAAAAAUCAGGAGUACAUUCUGAAUUAGCAAUCUCCUUGAAGAGAUUUUCUCCGACGCGUUGGAACAGAGUAUAUUAUCUCCUAUAUUCGAUUGAAAACAACUGGACGGAAAUUAAAAAUAUAGUACUAGAGAAUAAUCUGCUUCACGAAAUUAAUGAAAUCACUAUAAGUCUAAUAACUGCUGUUUUAAAAGUACUCAAAUUUUUUGAAGAAACGUCUAAACAACUGGAAUCAGAUAUAAAUCCCACAUUGCAUCUUGUGAUACCACAUGUAUACCGAUUAAAACGAUUGUGUGUAGUAAGUAAUGAAGAUUGCCAAACCAUUAAAGUUUGGAAAGAACAUCUUAACUUAUUACUUGAAACAACAGUGGUAAAUAAUAUAACAAUUUUUCACAAAAUAGCGUUAUUUUUGUAUCCACCCACUAACAAACUUACCCAAUUCAGCACUGAAGAGAAAAAUAAUAUUAAAAACGAAUGUAAGCGCAUUAUGGACUCAUUCGUUAAUAAUACCUAUACAAAGCCAUCAAUAGAUCUUUCUGAACAGAUACCUAACGAAACAAUUGAUUUGUUUAGUGCAUUCAUCGAAACACAAGAAGAUUCAAACGUUAAUGGAAAAAUAAACAGUGAAAUAUACUCAUAUGAGAACAUCAAAGGAGUGUUACCAAAUGAUUUUGAUGUUCUUCAAUGGUGGCAUUUGAAUAGAUCACAGUAUCCAUUAUUAUACAAAUUAAGUUGCAAGAUAUUUGCAACACCUGCAACUAUCGCCGCGUCGGAGGCAGCCUUGUCACAUGCUAGAAAUUUAAUAACUGAGAGUGGCUGCUCCAACUUCGCAACAGUUAACAAAACAUUGUUUAUACAUUACAAUAUGGAUGCAAUUGAAUUAUUUAACUUGACAAACAUUGAAUAACUUAUAAAUAAAGCUUGUAAAUAUUUUAACUA